UUUUAUAAGCGACAGAAGGAGGGCGGUUUGAAAGCAAAAAAGCAAUUUGCAGUAACAAUGGGAAGAUGCUAGAAAAUGCGUGAUUAAGAGACUAAAUUUUCUCCAGGCUUGCUAACCUAGUGAGGAUGGCGAGUGUGCACGAAAGUCUGUAUUUCAACCCCAUGAUGACGAACGGGGUGGUCCAUGCUAAUGUAUUCGGCAUUAAGGACUGGGUGACUCCGUAUAAAAUCUCCGUGCUGGCGCUGUUGUACGAGAUGACCGCCUCUAAGAUCACUCUGUCAGAGAGAAGGCGGCUCAACAAGCUCAUCCUGCCUCUUCAACAGGGUCCAGACCUGCCUCUUGGCCCGUUCCUGAAGACAGUGGAGGAGUGCUGCCCUGUGACUGCAGAAGCUGUGAAACUCAGGUUGCAGGAAAUGGCAGACGGAGAGCUGAAAGACAUGGAGCAUUUCUUUUCCACUCUCCCCACUCCCUUCACAGCGUUUGAUUCUGAGGCUUAUAAAACCAGCGUUGUGGGUCUUUUUAUGAGACACAUGCUGUUGGCGUACAACAAGCUGUCCUUCAGUCAGGUUUACAAGCUUUAUAAGUCCCUGCAGCACUACUACCACAGCCACUUCGCCAAGCCCACAGCUGGGCAGAUGGGGCUGCCGGCGCUGGUCGCAGACGACUCGGACAUGGACCUCACCAGUACUGAGUGCACUGUAGGGGACAGAAUGGACAAAGAAGAGCUGGACACCCCGUUACACGAGUCAGAACUCCAAAGUGACAGCACUCACAGCAGAGGUCCUCUGUCGCAGAAACAAGCUGAAUAUUUUCUUGCACGACAGGCGUAUCUUCUGAAGAACGACGAGAACAAAGCCCUGAAGCCCGCCGCGCUGCAGGAGGAGCUCAACAACAUGCUGAAGUUCAACCCAGAUUUCGCAGAAGCGCACUACCUGAACUACCUGAACAGCAUGAGAGUGCAGGACAUCUUCCUGUCAGCCCACAGCCUCCUGCAUUAUUUUGACCGCCUCAUUUUGUCCAGCAAUGAGGGCAAGAGCAACGGAGAUGAAGGCUACGGUCGAAGUCUCCGCUACGCUGCGCUCAACCUGGCAAGCCUGCACUGUCGCUUUGGCCACUAUCAGCAGGCUGAUCUGGCUCUGCAGGAGGCUAUCAGGAUUGCCCAGGAGUCCAAUGAUCAUGUCUGCUUGCAGCACUGUCUAAGUUGGCUCUAUACGCUGGAGCAGAUGAAGGGAUCCGACAGCACCGUGCUAACUGAGGACUCGGUGAAAAUGGCCGCUCAUUUCUGCCUGCCUUACUUGGCCUCUCUGGGCAUUCAGUCGUUGGUCCAGCAGGGGGCGACGCAGGGUAAGACUGCACACAAGCUGAUGGAUGCGCUGAAGGACACAGACAUCCUGCACUGGAAGCAGAGCCUGUCGGAGCUGAUCGAGAUCAGYCUGGCUCAGACCACGUCCAUAUGGAGGAUGUACGGAAAGAGCACCAUGGCUCUGCAGCAGGCCCAGCUGCUUCUCAACAUGAGCAGUCUGGAGCCGGUCAACUUCGGAGUCCAUCAGAACAACACGGAGGCCUUCGCCGUGGCGCUCUGCCACCUGGCCGAGCUGCACGCUGAGCAGGGCCUGUAUGGUGCCACAGCAGAGAUUCUGCAGCACCUGAAAGAACAGUUUCCUCCUCACACACAGCAUGCAAAGCUCUGGAUGUUGUGUGAUUUGAAAAUUCAGUUUGAAAGACACAUGAACGAAAGGAAGUACCAUUUAGCAGAGCCGCUGGUGAAAGCCAUCUCUGCUCUAAACAAAACAGAAGGACUUUACAGGAAAGCUCAAGUUCUGAAGGCGCUCGGCCGCAGCACUGAGGCGUACAACAUCUUACAGCAUCUGCAGGUUGACUGUGAGAAGACGAAAUGCACCGAGAUAAUCAUCAGAGUGAUGCUGUCCACCGCUGAGCUGCACUGGGAGUCGUCCAGCUUCUCCACAGCUCUUCCUAUUCUCCUGCAGGCUCUGACUCUGGCCAGACAGCACCACCUUCAGUCCCUGGUGUCAGAAUCCAUYCUUCAUCUGGCCUUCACUCAGCUGAUGCUGGGAGUCCCUGAGCGGGCCCUGAGUGUUCUUCAUGAAGCCAUGGAGCCAGUUCUGGCCCACGGGGCCAUCAUAGACAAAGGUCGUGCCAUGCUGCUGGCUGCUCGCUGUCAGAUGGCUGUGGCUGGGUUUGGGCCAAACGGACAAGGUCAACCAGAUCUGCAGUUGGCAGUUUUGGCUGUGGACGCACUGAAUGAGGCUGCAGUCUAUUUUACCAAGCUGAACUGUAAGGAGCGGCUGCGGGACGUCCACUACCUGCAGGCUCAGCUCCACCGCUCCCUGGGACAAACCCAGCAGAGCAACAAGAGCGCUAUGCACUUCCGGCUGCUGGACCAGGAGCUGCAGUCUCCAGCAYCGCCUGUCUCCAUGCAGCUCUGACAAGACAACAAGCUGCGUGUUUUAGCUCAUAAAACACCAAGACAACAACAUUUCCUUUUAAACUGCGAGGUGAAGUUAUCGUGACUCGCCACUAGGUGGCAGAAAAGGUUAAUCAUUUUCUCAGCUCAAAUGUUUUGAAGGAAAUUAAAUUUUGAAACUGAUCACUCAGUACGGCACUGAUAACUGAACAGAGUAAAACUGAAGAGUCAUGAGUAAAGAUGAGUUUGCAGACGAUCAAGGGUGUGUGCAUCAGGUUUUCACUUGUGGUUUGGUGCAGCUUUAAGCGAAGGCUCUAAAUAUGACAAGUUUUUGUUGCUUCACAUCAGCAGCACGGCAUAAAUCCUGGCCAACUGUAAGAAAAUGUUUAUCAGUGUUUCGGUGCUGACUUCCCCACAGCUUUUUGAUGAAUGAGGGUAAUAUCAGCAUUAGGUACAAGAUUAAUGUGUUUCAGGAGCCUGGAUGAUACUUGUUUCAUUGUGAGAAUACUGAUGAAGCUGGAACCCAGAGGACCACAUUAGCCCUGUGAUGAGACAACAUAUCUGUGAUAAACUUAACAUCUGACAUGUUUGUCACAAACCUUUAACCAGGUUGUAUUUUUGUUGUCCUGCCCGAACUUUAAUUCAUCACUUAAGGAGCUUUUAAGGUAAAUUUCUGUCUCUCUUCACCACUGUUUAAAAUGAGUUGUACUGGAUGUUUAGUGGAAUAAAAAAAAAAACACCUGGAAUGUUUGUGAUUCUCUUUUAACAAAGUUUUAAAAUAUAUUUUUUAAUGUUUGAUUGUAUUUACCUUCAUGCACGUGUUUCUAAACCUUUCUGUCAGAAUUGCUAAAACCAUGUGGAUAAACAAAUUCAUUGGAAAA
Austrofundulus limnaeus is the source of this 3306-nucleotide messenger RNA. RefSeq names its product anaphase promoting complex subunit 5 (gene anapc5). The record is from RefSeq and is a predicted model, not a curated record. Gene Ontology annotation, cellular component: anaphase-promoting complex. Gene Ontology annotation, molecular function: protein binding. The coding region runs from base 126 to 2447 and encodes 773 amino acids. Gene Ontology annotation, biological process: anaphase-promoting complex-dependent catabolic process; protein K11-linked ubiquitination; positive regulation of mitotic metaphase/anaphase transition. Lineage: Eukaryota; Metazoa; Chordata; Actinopteri; Cyprinodontiformes; Rivulidae. The transcript has 18 exons.